AGGGAGAGCCUGCUCCUCUCUCUCUCUCUCUCUGCUGCUGCUGGCGUUUCUUUUAUUUUUAGCUCAGAUCGAGUUUCCAGCCGUCGCUUCAGCUGCUGCAGGCUGAGCAUCUCCCAGCCAGCCGGACACAAGCUGUUCGCUGCACAGGCUGCAGCAUGUGAGCUGACCACUGCAGGAGGCGACAAACCGGAGGCUGAGGGACGCAGCAUGGGACGUCUGGAAACUGCAGAGUCACUGUGAUGCUCCGAAACAGGAAGCUGCAGUCAAGGUGACCUCCUCCCAUCCGCCCCUUUCUGUGGAUGACAUCUGAUCUCCUUCUGGUGGGAUCAGAUGAAGUGAUGCCGCUACAGGAAGCAGGCAGACUCAGGUCAGGGUGGCGAGCCGCCGCCGCACCGCGCCUACGCUCGCCUGACACUCUGAUGCUGGCGCCGUCUGGCGGGACGUUUUGGGCCAGAGGUCCAGAGGCUGCAGCUGGUUCUGGUUCUGGUCGGCUGUUGGAGUGAAGGAACGUCUGCGAAGCCGUUCUGAAACUGUUCUGUCUUCCACCAAACUUUCCUCAGCGUCACAGGGGUCGUGACCUGAGCCCCUCUGUCCGGCGCCAGCAGCAUCAUGGCGGAGACCGGGUCGGACCCGGCCGUGGCCGUGCAGCAGUGACCCGAUGAUGAGCUCGUCGUCCCCACUCAGAGUGGAGCCCGUCUCCGUCCCCACCCUCACCGUCCUGCCGCCGUCCUCAGACACAGAGUCCUGGUCCCGCCCCCCCAGCCCCAGACCGCCGGGCCGGUCCCACCGCAGCAGGACCAGAACCAAGCGGCGCUGCGAGGGCCCGGCGGGCCUGCAUGGCGGUGCCGCGCGGCCGGGAUGGGGCGAGACGCCGCAGAUUGUGGUGGAGGAUGGCGAGCGGCGCCGCAGCCCGUCUCCCUCGGCGGAGCGGCGGCACGAGGACGGCCCGUCACAUGACCUGCUGCUGCCGCCGCCCCGGUCCUGGUCCAGAAGCCCCUCCCCCGGCCGGCGCUCCCGCUGGUCCCUCAGGAGCCUGCUGAGCAGAGACUCAGACGUGGACGGCUGUAGGUUAGUGAGCAGUCAGUCGGCACUGGACCGGACCGGACCGGUCUGCAGUUCUCCUUCAGCUCAUCCACAUUCAGGUCCAGAGAGGCGGUACCAGAUUACCGGGCCUCAGUGUUACCCGGGUUCUAAUCCCAGCAGGAAUGAUGUAAACAAACAGGGAGAAGCUGCUGAGGAGGCGGGAUCACCUCACCGUGAUGACAUCAUCUCCAGCCAAUGGGAGCAGGCUCUGGCUCUGAUGAUGUCAUGUGAAUCCAAUCAGAUCAGACGUGCAUCACUGCAGUGGGCGCAUGAGCAGCUGCUGCAUGUUGACCAUGCUGAAUCAUCUGCUGCAUGUUGGACCUCUGCUUUCACCCACUUCCUCUCCACGCUGUCGGCUCGUUUCAUCUCUGUUCUCUUUGGCUCGGGUUCGGACCGCUCCUCAUCGUCUGCAGAUUACACUGAGGGACGGCCAUGCAUGCGGGCCUGGCUCAGGCCAGCCUGGAUUAUCAUCUGGACUCUAAUCCAGAGAGAUGGACGCAGCCCACAUCAACUGUUUACCUUCUGGACUCUUUCAUGUUUUCAUGUCCGCCAUUUUCUCUCUCUCUCAGACCUGUCGGUGGGCGAGUGGCAGCAGGACGGCGCCGGCGGCACCAGCAGCCGGGUUCUGAGCUACACCAUCGCCCUCAACAACCCGCUGGGCCCCAAAACCGCCCCGGUGGUCGAGACGCAGACGCUGCAUAAGAGCUGCUCCAGAGGCGAGUGCUACGUGGUGGACUCAGAGGUCAUCACCUCCGGGAUCCCCUACCAGGACUACUUCUACACCGUCCACAGAUACUGCCUGACCUCCAUCAGCAAACACAAGAGCCGCCUCAGAGUUUCCUCAGACAUCUGCUACAGGAAGCAGCCGUGGAGUCUAGUCAAAGCACUGAUAGAGAAGAACACCUGGAGCGGCAUAGAGGAGUACUACAGGAACAUGGAGAGCGAAGUGUGCAAGCUGGAGACGCUGCUGCAGACCGAGGUUUCCGUGGUAACCACAGGCGAAGCCGCGGGCGCCGACGCCGCCAAGACGCCGCCGUCCCUGCGACGGCGAAAGCGCACCUGCUCCCGGCGGCAGAGCGAGAGGGAGGGAGGCGGUGCGGAGGCGGGCGAUCGAGGGGAGCGAGGCGUCGGGGACGAGCGGAACCGCAGGGAGGCCAGCGCUCCGUUCCUGAAGCUGGGCGAACGCGGGCGCGCCGGCGGACACGGCGGCAUCUCCACCGUCCUCCUCAUCGUCAGCUUCAUGAUCUGUAUCAGUCUGGUGGUGCUGGUGGCUCUCAACAUGCUGCUGUUCUACAAGCUGUACGCUCUGGAAAGAGCAGCUCACACACUGGAGAGGUGGCACUCCUUCUCUGUGGCCGACAGUCCUCUGCCCCAGACGGCGGGCGAGUGGGCCCAGGUUCUGCACCUCCAGCGGCAGUUCCACCAGGCGCAGCUCAGUAAGUGGCAGCAGAUCCUGCAGUCCUCCGUCUCCCUGCUGGACCAGAUGAAGCAUUCCCUGGAGAAACUCCACAGGAACAUCGUGGUUCCGGACGGGGCGCCGGAUCCGUCUGCUGACACAGAGUCCCUGUCUGAGACCUGACCUCCGACCCGACCCGCAUCCUACCCACUCCGGUCUCAGGACUCCAACACUUCCAAUCAGAACCCGGUCCUGGGUGGGACAGACAGAUAGACGAACUACACUACCCACAACCCCCCUCUCCUGACUGACUUGAAGUCGCAUCAGACGCCUUUAGCUUCGACCAAUGAGAAGCUUCCAGAACCACAGCAAUAAGCCCCUCCCCCCGCCGCUCCGUGAACCUGAACAGAACCGGGCCACAGGCGGGCCGCCGGGUUCCAGACUGCUUCCUGACCUGCUGCGUGGCGCCGGGACCGGACCGGUUCCGGCCGGAGACGGACCUCCUCAGUAUUUAUUAUUACCUCCCAAGUCUCGUCCUGCUUGAACAAGUCAUGUGAUGGCUGUUCUGCGCUCUGAUUCGCUGAUGGUUGGACCAAUCGGAGAACGAGGUUCAGCAAUAAUGAAAACCUUUCGCUCUUUACGAAUGUUUCUCUGAAAACUAGUUUAUUAUAAUAAUUAUAAUGAUAAUAAUAGUGAUGAUGAUGAUGAUGUGUGCGUGAAGAACGAGGAGAGAGCGCGUCGCCAUGGUUACGUCAUCACAUGCUACUUUUCCUCUCCAGUGUUUUUGGUUCUUUUUGCAAACUUUUCUUUGUGUCCAAACCUUCAGCCGAGUCGGAAUGAAACGGACCAAGCAGAACUUUUCAGGCCCGGAAGAACAAAAAGGGAAACAGUGUUUUGUUUUGUUUUUGUUGUGAAAUUAAUCUGAAUUUACUCGCCACCAUUUUUUUUUUUUUACUUUUUCACUUCCUGUUCCGACUCUGACUCAGGAUCGGUUUCUCAUCUCUGCUUUCUGGGAUUUUCUCCCGACUUGAGCGGCUGCAGAAGCUGGUUGGCCCUGCUGUGCACGGUCGUCAUGGAAACGAGAGGCUGGCGUAUUUAUUGUGGAAGGAUGAGGAGGAGAGAAUGUACUGUAAAAAAUUUGUGAUUGUACAAAACAAGAUGGAGAAAUGAAAAUGAGUCUGAGGUUUUUCUUCACGUUUUCUUGACAAAUGUCAAUUAAAUUGUUAGAAAUUAUAAAUAAAAUGUUUAAUUAAUAAAUGUU
This is a messenger RNA of Poecilia reticulata (guppy), 3740 nucleotides long. The record is from RefSeq and is a predicted model, not a curated record. NCBI's taxonomy places the organism in Eukaryota, Metazoa, Chordata, Actinopteri, Cyprinodontiformes, Poeciliidae.